AAUUUCAUUAUCCUCUACAUCAGGUCCACCGAUAACAUGGAACCCAUAAAUCAGACAGAGGUCUCAGAAUUCUUUCUUUUGAAGCUGACAGAUGACCCCACACUGCAGCUCCUUCUCUUCGGCCUCUUCCUGUCUAUCUACCUGGUCACCGUCUUGGGAAACCUGCUCAUCAUCCUGGCAGUCAGCUCUGACUCCCACCUGCACACCCCCAUGUUCUUCUUCCUCUCCAACCUGGCCUUUACUGACAUCUGGAUGAGCACAACCACGAUCCCAAAGAUGCUGGUGAACAUCCAGACACAGAACCAGAGCAUCACCUACACGGGCUGCCUCACCCAGCUCUACUUUGUCCUGUUUUUUGCAGCCUUGGAAAACUUCCUUCUGACAGUAAUGGCCUAUGACCGCUACGUGGCCAUCUGUCACCCCCUGAGGUACAUGGUCAUCAUGAACCCCCAGCUCUGUGCUCUGCUGAGCCUAGUCUCUCUGUUCCUUAGCUGUGUGAUUGCCCUCCUGCACUGUCUGAUGGUGCUGAGACUGUCCUUCUGCACGGACCUGGAGAUCUCUCUCUUCUUUUGUGAUCUUGGUCAAAUCAUCAAAAUUGCCUGUUCUGACACCCUUAUCAAUAAUAUUGAGAUAAAUUUUGUGGCCUUCCUAUUUGCUACUGUUUGUGUUUCUGGGAUCGUUGUUUCUUAUACCCAAAUAGUCUUCUCUGUUUUGAAAAUACCAUCAGCAGGAGGAAAGUAUAAAGCUUUUUCCACCUGCGGGUCUCACCUCUCAGUGGUGUCCUUAUUCUAUGGGUCAGGUUUUGGGGCGUACUUUAGUUCUUUGGUUUCUGACUCUCCCAGGAUGACUGCCUUGGCCUCAAUGAUGUACAUGAUGGUCCCCCAAAUGGUGAACCCCUUCAUCUACAGCCUGAGGAACAGGGACAUGAAGGAAGCCUUGAGGAAACUUGUUGAGAGGAAAAUUUUUCUCCUGUGA
Tupaia belangeri chinensis (Chinese tree shrew) is the source of this 975-nucleotide messenger RNA. RefSeq names its product olfactory receptor 7G2. NCBI's taxonomy places the organism in Eukaryota, Metazoa, Chordata, Mammalia, Scandentia, Tupaiidae. Gene Ontology annotation, biological process: G protein-coupled receptor signaling pathway. The record is from RefSeq and is a predicted model, not a curated record. The coding region runs from base 37 to 975 and encodes 312 amino acids. Gene Ontology annotation, molecular function: G protein-coupled receptor activity; olfactory receptor activity. Gene Ontology annotation, cellular component: membrane. The transcript has a single exon.